Messenger RNA from Pyrus x bretschneideri (Chinese white pear), 745 nucleotides. RefSeq names its product zinc finger protein 2. The transcript has a single exon. The record is from RefSeq and is a predicted model, not a curated record. NCBI's taxonomy places the organism in Eukaryota, Viridiplantae, Streptophyta, Magnoliopsida, Rosales, Rosaceae. Bases 152 to 628 code for a protein of 158 amino acids. Gene Ontology annotation, biological process: negative regulation of abscisic acid-activated signaling pathway.
GAACAGUUCAUUUACUAUUUAUGCCUACAGGAUCGGUGAUGCUUUGAGACGCUUGAUAUAAUCCCAUACAAACCCUCUCUCCUUCUACAUCACAAUAUUCAUUUUUUCUUUCCAAACUUUCCGACCCUAACCCGAGCUAUCUCUCUCUCUCAUGGAUUUUCAGCCAAAUACUUCUCUUCAUCUAAACCUACCCAACAACCAACUGAACUUGAAACUUGUCCUGGAGCCAUCAUCCACUUCUUCCUCAUCAUCUUCUUUCAGUCCAACAUUAGAACCCCAGCGCAUGUUUUCAUGCAACUACUGCCAAAGAAAGUUUUACAGCUCUCAAGCACUUGGGGGCCACCAAAAUGCUCACAAACUUGAGCGCACAUUAGCCAAGAAAAGCAGAGAGCAGUUAAGCUCCGCGGCCCGAGCCCACAGUAGCAUGAACCAACGGCCAGGAUCUAAUUACAGCUGCAGCAGCGAUGCAAGUACUAGUCAUGCAAGGGAUAUCCCGCAGGCACAUCUUGGUGGGUUGAAAGUACAUCAAGGACAUGCCGGUAGGCCUGUCGGUGACAUGAACUGUGGACUCAGACCUGAGAAUGUUGAGGAAGAUAUUUGCCACCUUGACUUAUCUCUGAGGCUUUGAGUUAUUUAGUUAAUUUCCCUCAUUAAAUAUCAUGUAUGGUGUCCAAUCAUAUAAUUCGAUUCCCAAAAAUUGAACGAGUGAUUGAUUUGAAAAAUGAGAUGGUAAGUUAAAUAUUCA